GGAGAAUAAUAAAAAAUAAAAAAAGAGAGAAAAUAUGUGAGCAAGAGAGGGGAUAUCAAAUUGUAAUUAGGAAUAACUACUAGUAAUUAAAUCAAAUUUAAGCUAAAUGUAAUUAUCCAAAACUAUUUGAAUUUGAAUAUGAAAAGAACGCCCGAUUUCCCCAAAUGCAGACCUAGGGUUUGGGUUUUGCAAUAAUCAGAGGAAAUGGGGGAUUCAUCAUCAGGAGAAGAAGAAGGGAAGGUUCGAGGAGGAAGGCAGGAGCUAAUUGUAGAUGAUGAGUUGCGGGAGAUGGGUAAAAAAGCAGCAUGGAGUGUCAGCUCUUAUAAACCGGGCAAUGCUGUUCUUUCCCUUCGCGAUGAUAACCUUGAUACCUAUUGGCAAUCAGAUGGUGCACAACCUCAUCUUGUUAAUGUUCAAUUUCAGAAGAAAGUUAAGCUUCAAUUAGUCGUCCUGUAUGUUGAUUUCAAGCUUGACGAAAGCUAUACACCUGGUAAGGUCUCUAUCCGAGCAGGAGAUGGCUUUCACAACUUGAAGGAGAUAAAAGCAGUGGAGCUUGUCAAGCCAACUGGAUGGGUGCAUAUAUCUUUAUCGGGUAAUGAUCCGCGUGAAACUUUUGUCAACACUUUCAUGCUGCAAAUAGCUGUGCUCUCAAAUCAUCUUAAUGGAAGGGACACUCAUAUCCGCCAGAUUAAAGUCUAUGGGCCAAGACCGAACCCUAUCCCUCUUCAGCCAUUUCAGUUCACUUCUACAGAGUUUGUUACUUAUUCUGCUGUGAGAUGAAGCUCAAGGGACUAUCUCAGGAGGAUAGAUUUCAACAAUAUAUAUUGAUAUCAAAAUGCAAACUGGGGGUUAGAACAGAGUCCUUUUUUCUCCUGAAACAGACCAAUCCCCCUGUUACCAAACCUGAGAUCCGGUUCCUCGGAUGACGUGAGUAAUAAGAGAAUGGAAAUUGGGUCCUGCAAUGGCAGAACCUCGUGAACCAGGCUUACUACUUGACUACUUGCUUUUCUUCUCUAGGAUAUUGAUCAGUCUUAGGCCCAUUGGAUGUCUAUGGUUGGUUUGUGUUAUUCUAGGAAAUAUCUGUAUACAAUCAUAUUUGGUUUCACAUAAACCUGUCACUAACAACCAUGUUGGUUGUAUUAAUUUGUAGAGUCUCCCAAUUUCUCAGUAAUCUAUCUGCUAUAGUAUACCUGGAAGAGCGGAUUUGCUUGCUGUUUCAGAUGUUUUUGUUUCCAAGGCAUAUUGGCUUCCAAGCUCUAUGUAUCUGCAUUGGGACUGGUCUUACUACCAGUUUCACCUAGAUAAGCUAAACUCCAGAUGUUCUUUUUAUAUGAUCAUUGAUUGAUUCAAAA
Molecule: messenger RNA, 1352 nt
Organism: Capsicum annuum
Lineage: Eukaryota; Viridiplantae; Streptophyta; Magnoliopsida; Solanales; Solanaceae
Product: anaphase-promoting complex subunit 10
Exons: 6
Coding region: 205-780 (191 amino acids)
Biological process (GO): anaphase-promoting complex-dependent catabolic process; protein K11-linked ubiquitination
Cellular component (GO): anaphase-promoting complex
Source: RefSeq, a predicted model, not a curated record